Acanthopagrus latus (yellowfin seabream) is the source of this 1586-nucleotide messenger RNA. RefSeq names its product motor neuron and pancreas homeobox 1 (gene mnx1). The transcript has 3 exons. Lineage: Eukaryota; Metazoa; Chordata; Actinopteri; Spariformes; Sparidae. Gene Ontology annotation, biological process: central nervous system development; spinal cord motor neuron cell fate specification; neuron projection morphogenesis. Gene Ontology annotation, molecular function: sequence-specific double-stranded DNA binding; DNA-binding transcription factor activity, RNA polymerase II-specific. The coding region runs from base 210 to 1139 and encodes 309 amino acids. The record is from RefSeq and is a predicted model, not a curated record. Gene Ontology annotation, cellular component: nucleus.
AGAGGCGUUGUUGGGUCUGUGACGCUGAGCCAGCCCCCUCCUGACGGCUGCACCAAUCGCCUCCUCCUGACAGGGAUUAAGUGUCAAGCCGAGCUCCUCUCUCACACUCCGGACCACAUCAUAACUUUUGAGAGGUGGGAAAACGCCACCGACUUCUUCUCCUUCGUUUAACGGCAGCAGAAGUGACAAGGACGCGCAACGGCGGCCCGAUGGAGAAAUCCAAAAACUUUCGCAUCGACGCGCUUUUGGCAGUCGAUACACCCAAGGCGCAGACCUCUCCGCUGGCGCUUGUGACUUCCCUGUCCUCCUCCUCCAUCCCGUCGUCGGGAGGCGAGCUGACCUCCAGCGCCGACGCUUUACGCACCGAGACGCCGUCUCCGCCGAGGAUUUCCACCUGCGGCUUGAUUCCUAAACCGGGUUUCCUCAACAGUCCGCACAGCAUGGUUGGAUUACAUCCGCAGAGCACCGCAGGGAUCCCCGCACAGGCUCUCUACGGCCAUCCCAUGUACACCUACUCCGCAGCCGCGCUCGCAAGCCAACACCCUGCCCUGUCCUACUCCUACCCACACGGCUCCCAUCACCACCACACCAGCGAUCCCAUCAAACUGUCAGCCAGCACCUUCCAGCUGGACCACUGGCUGCGGGUCUCCACAGCCGGGAUGAUGCUGCCCAAAAUGUCUGACUUUAAUUCUCAGGCGCAGUCCAACUUGCUUGGCAAGUGCAGAAGACCAAGAACUGCAUUCACAAGUCAGCAGCUGCUGGAACUGGAGCAUCAGUUCAAACUGAAUAAGUACCUGUCACGACCGAAGCGCUUUGAAGUGGCCACGUCCCUCAUGCUGACAGAAACUCAGGUUAAAAUCUGGUUCCAGAACAGACGCAUGAAGUGGAAGAGGAGUAAGAAGGCCAAAGAGCAGGCCGCCCAGGAGGCCGAGAAGAAUAAAGGCAGCAAGGGCGGCCAGGAGAAAUCUGACGGACUCGAACAGUCGGACUAUAACAGCAAGACAGACUCAAAAAACGGCAGAAUAAGAGACUUCAGGGACAGUGACGACGACGAGGGCGACAAUUUCCUGUACAACUCGUCGGACUGCUCCUCGGACGACGAGAGGAAUCACACCAGCGACAUAAGUCCGCAGCCUUGAAUCUCGAAGAAAAAAGAAAAGAAAAGAAAAAAAGGCGCAGAACUUCAAUUAUAAAGACUGUGGGCGGAUUUUCGCUAUAAAAAAAAAAGUUGCAGUUGCAUGUAAUCCGACCUCUAAAAUCACCUCUACGGAAUUCAUUUUGUUGUCAUGAAAAGAAUAACAUUUAGGUCAGAUGAUCUCGAGCAAUAAAGCAAGGAGAUUUAUGUUUAAUACAGUAGGAGCAUCACUCAGUCGGCCGCAGGUGAACUGUGACAUAACGCAUGGUUUCUAUGCAAACGCUGUAAACUGGCUCAGGUUCUCUGCAGUCUUUUUCCCUCCUGCUGUGUUGGUUAGUUUGUCAGCAGUAACAGCGCCCGCCACAGUAGAUAACUCUGCCGCCAUCUCUCUCACGUUGGCCUGAUUUUAUCCCUUGUGUAAGUGAGUCAUAUCACGCUGGAAAUAAAUGUU